AUGGACAGACUAAGGCAGGAUCUGGCUUCUGCUGGUGAGAAGCAGGGUGAAAGUGACUCCUUACCUAUUGAUGUCAAAUCCAGCAGGAAUUGUGUGCCUGUUCCAGAGUAUUGGAACGUGAGUGCCCAGGGCAGGUACCUGUGUGAUCCAGGACAAAGACAGACUUCAGGCUGGGAAGAGGGGCUUUCCGACAUUGGGUUAGCCAGGAUUUCCCCAGAGACAGGGGGCCAGGUAAAGAGUUUGAGCUGUAAUACAGGGAGUAGUGAUCACACUGAGGUCACAGCAGGAGACCCGAGAGGGGCUGGAGGGUCCCUAAGCUGGGUAACUGAUGAAAGCAGCCAUCCUGAAGUAGGGCUGAGGGGUCAGGGCAGUAGUGAGCUGUCAGCGCCUGAAUCCAGAGAUUCCUGUGGAUCUGGGAGAUCGGAUUCCUGCAGUCGGACGGUGCAGCAGAGUCGGAAAUGCCGUAAGCAGUCAGCCCCCCGCCGCAGCGCGGUGGAUGGAGACCCCAGCUUCGAAGGAGUGACUCUGUGCAUGGAGCGGCGGAUUGUGAAUACUGGGGACUGUCAGCUCCACAUCACUGCCCACUACAGCCCCGGGCUUCAUCGGAAACUCCUGAAGAUCCGGUCACGGCGUAACAAACUGGAGCCUCAGGCAAGGGGCAGCAGCUCUGAGGAGGACGCUCCGAACGCUGUGUGUACAAGAAAUAUCGCAUUCGCUGCUUCAGCUGUUGGCAUAUCCCGAAGAAGGAGGGCCUGUCGUUUAUCCAUUGCCUUCGUUGUGGUGACCCACUGCGAGCCCCGGUCACUCAGCGCAGAGUGUGUCUGCACUGACCAGCAGGAUGACCCAGAGCAGCUACACUGGUGUGAACAGACUGUGGAGCUGUCCCGAGUUGAGGUGAUCUCUCCCCGAGCCGAGGCGGAGGUGCCUUGUGCCGGUCUCUAUCACUACAACCUGAACGGGUGGAGGUUGGACCAGGAGAAGAUGCGAGCUGUGUAUGGAGGAGACAAUGGUAUCUCCCAGUAUUACACCCAGUCUGGGCCCGAGGCUCUCUGCUUUGUUCACAAGCCGGCGGAGACAGUGACCGUGAGGUUUAACAGCACGAGAUAUGGAUGUUGUGCUGGGUACAGCGGGUCUCAGUGUACUGAAGGAGGAAGCUUCCUGGGCCGUUGCUACAUGACGUGGAAUUGUCAGGAGUUUCCAGGGAUCAGUAACGUUUCAUUUAUGGUGAUGGAAGAUUGCUGCAUUUCGUCAUGGGGUCACAGCUGGAGGAACAUUUCCUCCGAUUACUGCUUCUCCUGCUCCCACAUCAUUCCAUCAGAUGCUCUGUCAGCACCCUUGCUCCUGAACCCAUGGAUGUCGGUGGGUCAGCGGAGCUCACUGAGAGGAUAUCGAUUCUUUGCCACGUGUAUGACAUGGAGUGGCUUUCACUUCCGGACCUUCGAUGGGAAACACUUCAAUUUCGAUGGGACCUGCACCUACAACAUGGCCUCCUCAGUGGAUGGGACAUGGGCGAUUUACCUGUCCACAGCAGAAUGUUCCAGCAGUCGUAAACAGUGUCCAAAGGUAUUGAGGAUAAUGCUGGGGUUGGACCUGAUCUUGGCUCAGAACCAAACUGUUGUCAUCAAUGGAGUCACCAUCCCUCCCAGGAAACCUUUCUAUCAAAAUGGAGUAAGUGUCCGUUGGGUUGGUGAUUUUAUCUUCCUGGAGAGUGGACUCGGAGUUCGUCUGAAGUUUGAUGGUGACAAAAUAGUUUCUGUGACAGUCAGCUCGGAUCUGAAACUCUCAACCCAGGGGCUGUGCGGAGUUUAUAACGACCUGGUUCACGAUGAUUUCACCACUGUCACUGGCUCGGUUACACAGAUCGCCGCCACUUUUGGCAAUUCUUGGCGCGUUUCUCUGCCUGACCCUGAGAGCUGCGAGGAAGCCUCGGAGUUGAGUUCGGGUUGUAAUACUCAGGAUUCUCAUCUGCAGCGAUUGGCUCAGUCGAUGUGCAACCGCCUUCUCUCCUCACCUUUCAGUCAGUGUCACACACAGAUUCUGCCGGACAGUUAUCUUGAUGCCUGUUUAUUUGCAUUCUGUACCCGCUCUGGGAGUGCGGAGGACCGAACCCGUAUGAUUUGUGAAACAUUCGCCAGUUACUCCCGGGAAUGUGGUGAACAGCACAUUUUCAUCGAGUGGAGGACUCCCGACUUCUGUGGGAAGACUUGCAGCAAUGAAAUGAUUUACUCAGACUGUGUCUCCACCUGUCCUGCUACCUGUGAGACUGUGGGGAACCCUCAUGAAGGUCACUGUCGAGAGGAAUGUGCCAGUGGCUGUGAGUGCCCACAGGGUUCCUACCUCGAGAUGGGGCGAUGUGUCAAAGCUGAGGAUUGUCCCUGUUUCCAUCAUGGACAGAAGUAUCGUCCUGGACAGACAAUCACACAGAGAUGUAAUGACUGCGUCUGUCAGCGAGGUCAUUGGGAGUGUACGCAGAAUAAAUGUGCUGCUGAGUGUGACGUCAUCGGGAGCCAGCACUACAUCACAUUCGAUCACAAACGCUACUCAUUCCAUGGUAACUGUGAAUACACACUCGUGGAGGAUUAUGUGGAUGGGAAGUUGUUGAUUAUUUCUGAAGUGGUUGCCUGUGGAGCUGGGAGCUCUCUGAGUUGCCUGAAGUCCAUCACUGUGAUCAUCUAUAAAACCAUCGUCAAACUGCAGAGAACAGGAGAUGUGAAUGUGAAUGGCCAGAAUACCGGACUCCCCUUCACCAACGCUGACCUGUCUGUGUAUCGUGCAUCAUCCAGUUCCAUCGUGCUGCAGACAUUCGGAGCGGAGCUCCUCUGGGAGCUGGAGUUUACAGCAGCUCACAUCAUCCUGCAGCCAAUCUUCGCACACCGAGUCCGUGGGCUGUGUGGCACCUAUAACUGGGUUCAGAAUGAUGAGUUUUUCACUCCUGAGGGUGAUAUCGAGAGGAGCCUUGCUGCUUUUGUCAAUAAGUUCAAAACAUCUCCGGGAUGUCCCGACAUUGGCUUGGAAUCCCUCGAUCCCUGCAACACAUUUGCUCAACGCCGGGAUUUUGCCGAGGAUUCCUGCAAGAUAUUGCGGAGUGCUGUGUUCAAGGCGUGUCAUGAUGUGGUGGACCUUGAGCCAUUCUACAGCCUGUGCCUGGAUGAUGUGUGUGGUUGUGCGAGUGCUGGGCACUGCGAGUGUGGCAGUGUAGCAGCGUUUGCCCGGCUCUGUGCGCAGCAGGGGGUGCUGGUCAGCUGGAGAAACACCAACUUCUGCCCGAUACAGUGCAGUGGUGGUCAGGUGUACAGUGACUGCUCUCGGCCCUGUCAGAACUCCUGUGUACACCUGCGUAUGGGUCUACAGUGUGGCCCAGGCGUGGAGUGUGUCCCGGGCUGUAACUGUCCUGGGGACUUGGUGCUCAAUGAGGACGGUCAGUGUGUUCCACCAUCCCUGUGCCCAUGCCUGUUUGAUGAUGCAGUCUAUCCAGCUGGCUCAACCAGGAACAGAAACUGCAAUACAUGCGUGUGUAUCAGGGGUCUCUGGAACUGCACGGACCUGAUCUGUCCUGAAACAGCAUCCUGUCCUAAUAAUCUCAUCUACACCUUCCGCUCCUGCCUCAAAACCUGCAGCAACAUCGACCUGAAUGAGACCUGUCACCAUCCGACUGACGGCUGUACCUGCCCAGAGCACCUCGUCCUGCUGGGUGAUAAAUGUGUGGCUCCAGCUGACUGUCCGUGUCACCACACUGGCCGAGAGUAUGAGAGGGGGCAGACUAUUGAGAAGGAUUGCAAUGAAUGUGUGUGUCGCGAUCGGAGAUGGCAGUGCAGUAACAGGCCAUGUGCAGGGAGCUGCCUGGCUACAGGAGACCCUCACUACAUGACGUUUGAUGGACGGAUGUACAGCUUCCUUGGAGACUGUCAGUAUGUGUUAGUCCAGGAAAGCAGAGGGCUGUUCAGUGUGACGGCUGAGAAUGUACCGUGUGGGACCAGCAGGGUCACCUGUACCAAGUCCAUCAUUCUGACAAUUGGCAACACCAUCAUUCACAUGCUGAGGGGGAAAGAUGUCAUGGUGAAUGGGAUUGGAGUGAAGCUUCCCAAAGUGUACAGUGGGAGUGGUCUCUCUCUCCAUCAAGCUGGCCUCUUUGUUUCCGUUGUCACAGAUUUGGGAUUGACUGUUCUCUGGGAUGGAGGAACCCGUGUCUACAUACAGCUCGAGUCACAGCACCAGGGCCACGUCAGUGGAUUGUGUGGGAAUUUUGAUGGUGAUGCAGAGAAUGACUUCACCACCCGACAGGGGAUUGUGGAAGCAACAUCUGAUCGUUUUGGUAAUUCCUGGCGAGUUAGUCAGACUUGCCCUGAAGUGUACGAUGAUGACAUUCCCCAUCCCUGCUCUGAGAAUCCUCACCGUGUCACAUGGGCAAGGAAACGGUGCAGCGCCAUCAGCCAAACUCUCUUCCGGUCCUGUCACCAAGAUGUGCCUUACCAGCCCUUCUAUGAAUGGUGUGUCUUCGAUGCGUGUGGAUGUGAUACAGGUGGUGACUGUGAGUGCCUCUGUACAGCCAUUGCUACCUACGCUGAGGAGUGUAACAAGAGGGGAGUCUACAUCCGAUGGCGAUCACAGGAGCUCUGUCCGAUGCAGUGUGAGAAGGGGCAGGUGUAUGAGGCCUGUGGUUCUACCUGUCCACAAACUUGCUCUGACCUCAGGGGGGGUCCAAAACCUGGCUGCCCCUCCCUGUCCUGUGUCGAGGGCUGUUUCUGCCCAGAGGGGACUGUCUGUCAAGAUUCCGGGUGCAUUAAGUCCUCAGAAUGUUCUUGUCUUUGGGGUGAUGCUGAGUUUCCUGUGGGAACAGUGAUCACUGAGGACUGUCAAAACUGUACAUGCCUUGAGGGUGAGUGGGUGUGCAGUGGUCAGCCCUGUGUCCAGGCCAGUCCAUGCCUACACUCGGAGUUUGCCUGUCACAGUGGACGUUGUAUUCCAAAGGUCUGGGUCUGUGACAAUGAGGACGAUUGUGGAGAUGGCUCUGAUGAAUUCUGUGUGUCAACGUGUGAGCCACAUCAUUUCCAGUGUGCCAACGGUCAGUGUGUACCAGUGAGUGACCGCUGCAAUGGCCGUGCAGAUUGUAGUGACCGCUCGGACGAGAGGGGAUGUCCAGCUCCUCCCUGCACUGCCCAUGAGUUCCGCUGUGAGAAUGGACGGUGCAUCAUCAAGGAGCAAGUGUGUGACGGAAAACUGGACUGCGGCCAAGCUGACCACACCGACGAGACUGGCUGUCGGUUCCACUGUGGAGAAGGAGAGUUCCAGUGUUGGACAGAUGCAUGUGUUCCCUAUGCUCAGCGAUGUGAUGGCCACGAUGAUUGUGGAGAUUUCAGCGAUGAGCAGAACUGUGUGUGUGGGUCAGGAGAGUUCCAGUGUCCUGAUAACCUCUGUUUAAGGAGUAAUCAGGUCUGUGAUGGAAUAUCAGACUGUGACCCAGGAGUGGAUGAACUCAUCUGUGAAACUAACGCUGUUUGGCAGUGCCACCAUUCGGAGUUCCAGUGUGACAGUGGGGAGUGUCGACCACGCGGCUGGGUGUGUGAUAAUGAACUCGAUUGCCCAGAUGGGAGCGAUGAGAAGAGCUGUAACAGGACGUGUCUAACUGGAGAGUUCCAAUGUGGCAGCAGCUCCCAGUGUAUCCCACUCUGGCAGUUAUGUGAUGGCAUUGCUCACUGUCAGGACCACUCUGAUGAGACUGUUGACCGUUGUGGUUCUGUCAGGAUUCCCCCCUGUCCUGGGAACUUCCUCUGUAACAGUCUAGUCUGCAUCAAUAGCACACGCGUGUGUAACGGAGUCAUGGACUGCGAGCAGGGUGAAGAUGAGCUGAACUGUGAACGGGGCAUCCCAACAUCACCAGUCCCACAGAGGAAUGGGACAAUGAGCAGCUGCAGUGAAUAUACCUGCUCCAAUGGGAGGUGUAUCACUUUCAUACAGGUUUGUGAUGGAGUCAAUGAUUGCAGAGACAGCUCAGAGAAAUCUAGUGGGAUUCCCUCGGAUGAGUUGAAUUGUGGGAAAUGGUCUCUGUGGGGAUUAUGGAGUCAGUGCUCCCAGAGCUGUGCAGCUGGAAUACAGACUCGGGAACGAGUAUGUGAGACAUCAUCAACAGACCUACUCAAGGAGUGCAGAGGCCAUAAGACACAGACUCAACAGUGCUUCAGCCAGGCCUGUCCAGUCGAUGGGGAGUGGACAGACUGGACGUCAUGGUCAAACUGUAGCCACCACUGUGAAGGUGUUGUGAUUCGCCACCGUGAGUGUGUUGGUCCAACAAAUGGAGGGAAACAGUGCCAGGAGCUGCCAGGGUCAGGCAGUCAUAUGGAUAUCACUCCAUGUAAUUUAGAUGAUUGUCCAAGCGUCCAGCAUUGUCCUGGGGAACUGGUGAUGCGGAACUGUGCAACCUGUCCUUUGACUUGUGCAGAUCUGAGCACGAACAGCAGCUGCUCUGGGAAAGGAGGCUGUUUCUCAGGUUGUUGGUGCCCAGAGGGUCUGCUCCUGGAUGAGAACCAGCAUUGUGUUCAGGCAGCAGCCUGUCCCUGCUAUGUCGAUGGGCUGAAGUACUGGCCAGGGCAGCUGGUCAAAGUUCACUGUGAGAUCUGUCACUGCCACCAGGGGCGUCUUGACAGCUGCCAACACAACCCCCAGUGUUCAGUCGACUGUGGCUGGUCGGUUUGGUCUCCCUGGGGGGAAUGUCUCGGACCGUGUGGAGUGCAAAGUGUCCAAUGGUCAUUCCGAAGUCCUAACAAUCCGAAACAGCAAGGACAGGGGCACCAGUGCCGAGGGAUUUACCGCAAAGCUCGGAGGUGUCAGACUGCACCGUGUGAAGAUUGUGAAUUCCAGGGUCGUUCCUACUCCAUGGGGGAGCGGUGGAAAGUCGGACAGUGUGAGGUCUGUCAGUGUUUCGAGGAACUCCACGUUCACUGCUCCAUGUACUGUCCAUACACAGCACUCCAAUGUCCACAGGGACAAAAACUUGUUGAAGGAUCAGCUGAGAGCUGCUGCUACUGCACCGAGAGAGGGACGGUGGUGUCUGGGAGCCCGGAGUUUGGAGGCUGUUUGCUCUCGGAGUUUUAUUGCCGGGAGACCGGGAGGUGUAUCGGAGCGACUCAGCGCUGUGACGGCUGGGCACACUGUGCUGACGGCUCUGAUGAGAUCGGCUGUGUCCUCAGUGUCCCUCCACCCACACCGGCCGAGGCAACGGGCAGUGGCCCCCCUGGGGUGAUGGGCAGUACCAAAGCGAUGGUGGUCACUCCCGUUCCUCCAGGUGUCCAGCAUCCAGUGACCGAGACCCCAGAGACGACACCCCCCGAUGCUGCAGCCGUGCUCGGACCUGGAGAGACCCUCAAACUGACCACCAAGUCCCACCCACAGCACGGGGUGGAGAUCACAACAGCCCAGGGGGAGGCGCUGAUUCCCAAAGUGACCCCCAGGGACCACAGGCCGAGCCAGACUCCAGGAACACAGCAAGAGGCCAACACCACGGUGGAGUCUGUGACUGAACCUCCUGGAUUUCCCACAUUGACAAUUUCACUCGCUCAACCUCAUCCAAAAGGUCCAUGCAGCCAGCCUCUGGGGUUGGAGGACGGUCGGAUUCGAUACCAACAGAUAAGUGCCUCAUCUCACCGGGAGAGUAACCCCCCUGACGCUGGCCGGCUCAACAUCAUCCCCAACAUAUUAAACCUGGAACCUGGCUGGAGUCCAGUGGAUACAGAUCCACAUCCUUAUUUCCAAGUGGACUUUCUGUUUCCCACCUUCAUCUCGGGAGUAAUUACUCAGGGCGGAACCCAAGCUGGGGGCUUCAUCACCAGCUACCGACUCAUGUACAGCUAUGAUGGAAUCCGCUUUGUAAACUACACUGACACCAUGGACUGGUCACAACCUGCCAAGAUUUUUCCAGCAAACACCGACACCAACCCCCCAGUCAGACGGGACCUCAAACAUCUUAUUUUUGCUCGUUUCUUGAGGAUUGUGCCAGUUGAACAUCACAAUGGGAUUUACCUUCGCACUGAGAUCCUGGGCUGUCCAUGGAGAGGGAUCUGUGAUCACUCGGGGGGCUCUGUGAUCACUCAGGGGGGAUCUGUGAUCACUCAGGAGGGAUCUGUGAUCACUCAGGGGGGAUCUGUGUUCACUCAGGAGGGAUCUGUGAUCACUCAGGGGGGCUCUGUGAUCACUCAGGGGGGAUCUGUGAUCACUCAGGAGGGAUCUGUGAUCACUCAGGGGGGAUCUGUGUUCACUCAGGAGGGAUCUGUGAUCACUCAGGGGGGCUCUGCGAUCACUCAGGAGGGAUCUGUGAUCACUCAGGGGGGAUCUGUGAUCACUCAGGAGGGAUCUGUGAUCAUUCAGGGGGGCUCUGUGAUCACUCAGGGGGGAUCUGUGAUCACUCAGGGGGGCUCUGUGAUCACUCAGGAGGGAUCUGUGAUCACUCAGGGGGGAUCUGUGAUCACUCAGGAGGGAUCUGUGAUCACUCAGGGGGGCUCUGUGAUCACUCAGGGGGGCUCUGUGAUCACUCAGGGGGGAUCUGUGAUCACUCAGGGGGGCUCUAUUCCAAGUCCCACAGGCUAUUCCACAACAUUCCGGGAGGAAUUACCCCCAAUUCUCCGUGUUCUUUGUCUUCACGAUCAGUUCAAGUGUGACUCGUUGGAUUGUGUAGAUUCUGACACAGUGUGUGACGGGAUUGCAGACUGUCUGGAUGGCUCCGAUGAGAGACACUGCGGUCCCACUCCUGCCUCUGUGACUCCAAACCGAGGGGCUCCUGAAUUGAUUCCAUUGACCAAUAGAAGCAGAUCCUGUUCAGUGAAACAGUUCCAGUGUGGCAGCGGAGAGUGUGUGAGCCAGCACCAACAAUGCAACUUGCAGCAGGACUGUCAGGAUGGUUCAGAUGAGAAGGACUGUGUGCACUGUGUGGCCUCUGAAUGGACCCAGUGGAGUGCAUGCACUCAGAGCUGCAGUUUGGGUGUAAGGUUCCGACAGAGAGAUAUCCUGCGCCCGGCUCUCCCUGGGGGACAGUGCGAUGUUAUAUUGUGGGAUUCUCGUGCCUGCUUUAUCCAGGCCUGCCCAGUCAAUGGUCAAUGGUCAGAGUGGAGUGAUUGGUCAGUCUGUGAUGCAGAGUGUAGCGGUGGAGUUCGAUCCCGUCACCGGGACUGUGUGAAUCCACCACCAAAGAACGAAGGCCAGUCGUGUCCGGGCAUCGCCAUGGAAACAGAGUCCUGUAACCGUCAGCUCUGUGAGGGCACCACUGGCUGCCGUUGUCCCAAAGGUCUUUUCCUUCAGGACCAUGGUUGUGUGAAUAUCACUGAGUGUCGCUGCCAUUGGAGGAACAAGAUUUACCAACCUGGACAACUCAUCACCAUGACCAACUGCAGCAACUGCAUCUGUUACCAUGGCCACAUUUCCUGCGAUGAUUCACUUUGUCCUGUCGACUGUGGUUGGUCAGCAUGGUCACCAUGGACACCAUGUAACCCUCGGUGUGGGGUCGGAGUUCAGGAGCGAUACAGAUCACCCACUAAUCCCACUGCCUCAACAGAUGGUGCCCCCUGUGUGGGUGAUAAUGUGGGGGUGCAGGGCUGUUACACUGCCUGCAGACCAGAUGUCGGGGAGUCGGUCCGUGGAUGGAGUCCAUGGUCUCCUUGGUCACCGUGUAGUCGAUCGUGUUUCUAUGAUGUGGAUGAGGUCUCAGUGAGGAGGCGAUUCCGGGAGUGUCCAAGUGCUGGACCUAGUUCCUCCUCGCAGUGUCUGGGAGACUCUGUCCAAGAGGAACGCUGCCUCAUUCAGCCUUGUGCAGUACCUGGAGGAUGGAGCUCCUGGAGCCUGUGGUCCGAGUGCAGUUCACUGUGUAACUUCGGAGUGCAGCUCAGGAACCGAAGCUGCACAAACCCCCAGUCACGCCACGGAGGCAACCAAUGUGUUGGUCCACACAUUCAAACACGGGACUGUAACACCCAGCCAUGUGAUCACACUUGUCCAGACGGGAUGGUCUACCUCACUGUGGAUGAGUGUCUUCAGUCAGGUGGUCCUUGUCCCCGGGGAUGCCUUGACCUGACAGACAGUGUACAAUGCACCACCCAUUGUUACGAAGGCUGUUACUGCACCGACGGACUCUUUCAGCAGAAUGGCUCCUGUGUCCCACCAGAACAAUGUAACUGUUACUAUCAUGGCCAGUGGUACCCAGCCGGCUCCAUCCUUUACAAGGAUCCCUGCAACAACUGCACAUGCCUGUCUGGAGACCUGGUUUGUGGCAACCUUCCCUGUGCAGUGGACUGUGCAUGGAGCCGCUGGACACCGUGGAGUUCCUGCAGUAGCAGCUGUGACGUUGGAUCGAGAAGGAGAUUCCGAUCACCCACAAAUCCUCCUGCAGCAUUGGGUGGGAGAGAGUGUGAGGGUGACAUGAUGGAAACAGAGUAUUGCAGUCUGCAGCUGUGUGACAGAGUGUGGAGUGAGUGGGGUCAAUGGUCAGAAUGUUCUGUCUCUUGUGGAGGUGGUUUCAGGAACCGAACACGAGUGAAUAUCUCGUCACAAAGCAGUCAGCUGACCAGCUGUAAUAACCAGCCAUGUGAAGCCCAUCUAUUGAACUGCUCUGAUGGGACUGUGUGGCAGGAUUGUCCAGUUGGACCUGAAACUUGCACAGAGCUCAGUGCGGGAAAGGAGUUGAGUCGGAACUGCAGCCCUGGAUGUUACUGGCUGCCAGGAAACUUUAUCCAGCAGGGGGCAUCACACACAGGUAAUGGAGUGGAUAAUUUGCAGCCAGCAAAAGCAGGCACAUACCCAGGCCGUGGUGUGAACACAGGGCGAGGUGUGAACACAGGCCGUGGUGUGAACACAGGCCGCGGUGUGAACACAGGCCGUGGUGUGAACACAGGCCGCGGUGUGAACACAGGCUGCGGUGUGAACACAGGCCGUGGUGUGAACACAGGGCGCGGUGUGAACACAGGCCGUGGUGUGAACACAGGGCGCGGUGUGAACACAGGGCGCGGUGUGAACACAGGCCGUGGUGUGAACACAAGCCGCGGUGUGAACACAGGGCGCGGUGUGAACACAGGCCGUGGUGUGAACACUGGGCAAGGUGUGAACACAGGGCAAGGUGUGAACACAGGCCGCGGUGUGAACACAGGCUGCGGUGUGAACACAGGCCGUGGUGUGAACACAGGCCGCGGUGUGAACACAGGCCACGGUGUGAACACAGGGCAAGGUGUGAACACAGGCCGCGGUGUGAACACAGGCCGCGGUGUGAACACAGGCCGCGGUGUGAACACAGGCCGCGGUGUGAACACAGGGCGCGGUGUGAACACAGGCCGUGGUGUGAACACAGGCCGCGGUGUGAACACAGGCCGCGGUGUGAACACAGGGCAAGGUGUGAACACAGGCUGCGGUGUGAACACAGGGCAAGGUGUGAACACAGGCCGCGGUGUGAACACAGGGCAAGGUGUGAACACAGGGCAAGGUGUGAACACAGGCCGCGGUGUGAACACAGGGCAAGGUGUGAACACAGGCCGCGGUGUGAACACAGGCCGCGGUGUGAACACAGGACACGUGUUUCUGAUGGUUCUUUUCCAGGAAGGCGAUUGUGUUCCUGUCACUGAUUGCCAGUGUGUGGAUGGAGGGCAGGUUUACCAAGCUGGUGCCACUGUACUGAAAGACUGUAACUCCUGCACCUGCCUUUCUGGACAGAUUGGAAACUGUACUCAGAGAGUGUGCGAUGUGAAUGGUGAUUGGUCGGACUGGACUCCAUGGAGUGAUUGUUCCAUUUCAUGUGGAGGGGGUAUCCAACGUCGAUUCCGGUUCUGUACGAACCCCCAUGCUGCUGGGAAUGGUCUGCCCUGUGUUGGUCCAGAGGAGGAGAUUAACCCCUGUAAUGUGCAGCAAUGUUCAAGAGCUGGUGCCUGGGGAGAGUGGUCCUUGUGGAGUGAUUGUUCACGAAGCUGUGGGGAUGGUGUGAGAUCUCGAAGCCGGCUUUGUGACAGACCCCCUCCCCAGGGAGAUGGGGAUUUCUGUGAGGGUCCGAGCUCUGGAACUGAGCCGUGCCACAGGGAGCACUGUCCAGUGGUAAACUGUUCUUCAAUUGUGGGCUCUGUCUACCACCAAUGUGGACCAUCCUGCCCCCGGAGCUGUGAUGACCUCACGCGAUGUGUAUGGAGCUGUGAGCCAGGCUGUUACUGUACAAAUGGGAAGGUUUUAAAUGAGAAUGGAUCAUCAUGUGUUGAACGAAAGGAUUGUACAUGUUUGGAUCUGAGAACGGGAACAAGAUUGUUACCGGGUACAGUUAUACCUCAGGUUAACAGCUGCAACUCCUGUUCCUGUGUGAAUGGAGAACUAGCCUGUACCAACCUGCCUUGCUCUGUGGAUGGUGGCUGGUGCCCCUGGUCAGCCUGGACUCCAUGUUCUAAAACCUGUGGGACCCAGUCAGUUUCCCGUUAUCGCUCGUGUGCCUGUCCUCAACCCCUCAACAACGGCACCGUAUGUAAAGGAGCAGAGCGGAGAUAUGGAGACAUCUUCCUCCAGAUUGCUCAGGAACGUUGUCCCUCGACCUCUUUCUGCCCAGUGGAUGGAAACUGGAGUCCAUGGACUGCGUGGUCAACGUGUGAUGGGUGUGUUGGUGUGUCCAUACGAACAAGGAAGUGUGGCAGCCCUCCUCCGAGAUUUGGUGGUUUACAAUGUGAAGGAGAAGCUGAGCAGAGCCGAGUGUGUCUGGACAAUUCAACUGUCUGCACAGAGUGUCCAGGCGGGCAGAUCCUUUUGGCCUGUGGGUGGACCUGCCCUCGAUCAUGUGAUGAUCUCUCUCCGGAUGUGGUCUGUCUCAAUGAUGGUGUUGGCUCCCCUGGUCCUGAUUCAUCUCCAGCUUGCAGGUCGUCCUGUGGCUGUCCACAUGGUUUACUCCUUCAGAACGGAUCAUGUGUUCCUCGGAGUGAGUGUCACUGCAAAUCCCGAGGUAAGUGGUCGAGUGUGAACAGCAGCUGGAGUCUGUAUCCCGGUGUGGAGGACUGGCAAUAUAUGAAUGCAGGAGAGCACAUGGAGAUUGGGUGUGAAAACUGUUCCUGUGUUGAUGGGCGACUGGACUGUGUCUCACACCUGGGCUGUCAGUUAGAUGGAGGAUGGGGUUCUUGGAGCACAUGGACCCCCUGCUCUGAGCCUUGUGGAGGUGGCUCCCAGCACCGGGUUCGGGAAUGUGACAGUCCGAGCCCCCGGGAUGGGGGGCGGGGAUGCCGGGGAUCACCAGACCAGAGGAGGGAGUGCAACAAGAAGCCAUGUGAAGGCUGGAGCUCGUGGACUGAGUGGAGCACUUGUUCCAAGUCGUGUGGGGCAGGAUUUGAGUUUCGCAAUAGGAGCUGUGACUCUGAUCUCCCGGCAUUGUGUGUUGGAAAUUUUGAGGAGACUCGUAGCUGCAAUGGGACGUGUGCUGCUUGGUUGGUGUGGAGUAAAUGGUCACCGUGGUCACCAUGCAGUGUGUCAUGUGGAGGCGGAGAGCAGGUUCGGGUCCGUGACUGUCUCGACCCACCGUGUGAGGGAUUCUCAACUCAAACCAAAACCUGCCAGAGCCAGGUCUGCCUCGAGGUGGGCUGCCCGUCAGACCGAUUGUAUCGAGAAUGUGUGGUCAGUGAUGGCUGCCCGUACAGCUGUGCCCAUCUUAAUGGUCUUGUGGAGUGUUUCAGUGAUGGCUGUGAGGAAGGCUGUCACUGUCCUGUGGGCAGCUAUCUUCAUAAUGGAUCCUGUGUUCAGGAAUGUGCCUGUGUGAUAAAGGAGGAUACUCUGCAGCUAUUUCAGAAUCACUCCAUAAAUCCGUCAGUCCCUCCAAUUACGUUAAGGGAUGAUGAUGCAGAGAUUCAAGAGGAGAUUCCAUCAGGGACUCUAUUCCAACAUGAAUGCAGCAAUUGUACAUGCAGGAAUGGACAACUGAACUGCUCAUUCGCUGUCUGUGUGGCUGAUGGACAGUUUUCCACAUGGAGCCCCUGGACUUCCUGUUCCCGCAGCUGUGGUGGAAUUGGCCACAUGACCAGAUCACGUGACUGCUCAAACCCAGCACCAACCAAUGGCGGCAAAGACUGUGUUGGACCAAGAAUUGAUUUUAAAUUUUGUCAGAGUCCGGACUGUGAAGUGUCUGUGCCAACGAGAGAACCUGUCAGUUUACCAGAUUCUGAUGGGUUUUCCCCCUGGUCCCCGUGGACUCCUUGCUCCAGGAACUGUACAGACACAGAGCUUCCUAGCACCAAGACCCGAAGCCGUUCCUGUUGGAGACACAAGAACUGCACUGGGGAAACCUUCCAGGAACGACCCUGUAACCUGCCACAAUGCACAAAUGAAACGGAAUGUUCCAGAGAGAACUGUACCCGGGACUGCAGCUGGAACAUGUGGUCAGAGUGGAGUGAGUGUUCCCGUUGGUGUGGAGCUGGUCAGCAACACCGCCUCCGGACAUAUAAUCGCCCACAGUCGGGCGGUCAGUGGUGUGAGGGAAUCCUGACUGGGAAUCUCGAGAUCCGAUUCUGCAAUGUAAAGGCUUGCAAAGUGAAUGGCGCAUGGUCCAGUUGGAGUCCUUGGUCCACAUGUGACCGUUCCUGUGGGGGAGGAAAGGCACUUCGGAUUCGGGCUUGUACUGACCCACCCCCUAAGAAUGGGGGGCGUCCCUGUCCAGGAGAUCGGUUUGAAGUGAUGCUGUGUAAUAUGCAACUGUGUGGAGCUGGUUCCUGUCCCCCUGCAAUGCAGUGGUCUGAUUGUGCCAAUCAAUGCCCACGUUCCUGUGUUGACCUGCAGGCUGGAAUAGCAUGUGCUGAUGUGGAAAGGUGUGAAAUUGGCUGUCGGUGCCCUGAUGGUUAUCUCGAGCAGGAUGGUAUAUGUGUCACACCUUGGCAGUGUCAGUGUACUGAUAUACUUGGACAGACCUGGGCACCGGGGAGCAUACAACAGCGUGACUGUAACAACUGCACAUGUACCGAAGGGCAGAUCUUCUGUUCAAACUACACCUGUCCGACCAGUGACUGUUCUUGGAGUCAAUGGUCCACGUGGUCCCAGUGCAGCAUCACCUGUGGCACUGGUCUCCGAACCCGGUUCAGAACCUCAACUUCAGGGUCACAGGACAGGAAGUGUCAACAGGAACAGGCUCAGACUAAACCAUGUGACCAAGGCCCAUGUCCAAUACUGUGCCUCCAUGACCAGCAGGAGAUGAGACUUGGCGAGAGCUGGUUUGUGGGUGAAUGUAAACAAUGCCUGUGUACCCCUGAAGGAAUCUAUUGCCAACCCCUGGAUUGUAAAGUGAAUGGAGGAUGGACACCUUGGUCACCUUGGUCAGAUUGUCCAGUUACCUGCGACCUGGGGUCACAGACCCGUACGAGAGCAUGUAUCAAUCCUCCACCUCGGAAUAUGGGCUCAGAAUGUGAAGGGGUCAGCACUGAAACUCAAAACUGCACCAACCCACCCUGCCCAGGAGACAGCUGCCAAUGGUCAGCAUGGAGCCCAUGUUCACAUACCUGUGGGACAGGAUACAGGAGCAGAAGCUGUUCAGAGACACAUGGAGAACGGAAGAUACUGGAACCCUGCUACACACAGCCAUGUCCAGUGGACUGUGAGUUUGGCCUUUGGACUGAGUGGUCAGACUGUUCCUGUGUUUCUCCAGUGCACCAUCGAUAUCGUGCAGCCCACGGACCCUUGUUUGGGGGGAAGCAUUGCCAAGGGCAAGAGAUGGAAUUCAGAAUGUGUAACCAGACGGAGUGUACAGAUGCCAGCUGUGAAAGUCCAUUCGAGUACAGAGCCUGUGGACCACCAUGUGAUGGUCACUGCUCCGAUCUCGGCAACAGACAAGAAUGUCAGGCCAAGGGACAGGAUUGUGUGACUGGGUGUUUCUGCCCUGAGGGUUUAUUGGAGCAGGACAAUCAGUGCAUCGCUCGCUCUGAGUGUGACUGUGUUCACAUUCACCAAUCAGAUAUCUCGAAGACCCCAAUGGCCACACGGAUACGACACGGUGACAGCAUUCUGAUUGGCUGUGAAACCUGGAUACCAAUACAGAGACAACUAAAAUGCACAUCUAUCCACAGCAUCUGCCGAGAGGGAACGCUGCAUUGCACCAACGACAGCUGCAAAGAGGCUGUUACACUCACUCAGUGGUCAGCCUGGACCGGCUGUGUUUCCUGUCUGCCCCGAUCGUUCCUGAAUAUGGUGUCCCUGCAUCUACUCCGAGGUCAGCGGGUCAACAGCCAGCACCUCAGUGCACUCCCUGAGACUGCUCGGAAUUUACUGAAGGAAGUUCGUUACCGUGUUUGCGUAGCGCAGGGAUCAGGUCAGCCUGUCUCUGCAGAUCUCUGCAAUGGAACCUUGGUGGAGGACCAUGACUGUACAAAUCUCACAAUAUGUGACGAUGACUGUUCUUGGGGUUCUUGGGGUGCAUGGAGUCCCUGCCGGGAGCCCUGCAGUGGAGGCUUUCGCAUCAGAGAACGUACUCUUACCCACCCCCAGGAUACUGCCAACUGUCAAGGUCCCAAAUUCCAAUCAGAAAGUUGCAACACUGCCAUGUGUCCAGGAGAAGUCUGUGAAGAUAGAGGGAAAAAGUUUGUGUCGUGUGCAAAUCACUGUCCAAGGACCUGUACCGACUUGUGGGAUCAUGUGGAGUGUCUCCAGGGAGGAUGCAAGCCUGGUUGUCGGUGUCCCAGAGGUCAUUUGCUACAGGAUUCACAGUGUGUACCUGUGUCAGAGUGUCGAUGUGGAUCACCCAGCUCAAAACACACCAUGGAAUAUCAACCAGGAGACAGUAUCUCAACCCCCUGCGGCAACUGUAAGUGUGUGAAUGGGAUAUUUAACUGCAGUGAAUUGCGGUGUACGGAGCUGGGCAGCUGGUCCAAGUGGAGUGAGUGUUCCACCAGCUGUGGACCUGGGCAACGGAGCCGCAGUCGAAGCUGUGGAGAGCCAGGGGAAAGUCUACCCUGCCAGGAAGAGAUGAAGCAAACAGAGGAGUGCAACCAGAUGCCCUGUUCAGGUUGUCCACAAAACCAGACCUUUAGUCAAUGUGCGAAUAUUUGCCCACAUAGCUGCUCAGACCUUCGGUCUGAAACAGAGUGUCAGCAGGAUACCUGUGAGCCUGGAUGCCUUUGUCCACCGGAGCAGCUCCUACAGGAUGGGAUUUGUGUAUCUCCUGAGGAAUGUCACUGCUCUUUACUGAGCUCCACAAUGCCCUGGAUGACUAAUAUCUCAAAGGAGGAUCAACACAGGAAUUACACAGCAGGAGCAAUAAUCCGACACCAGUGCAGCACAUGCUGUCGUUUUGACGAGAGAGGCUGUAUGUGUGAGGCCGGGAGAUACAGGAACAGCUCAGGACACUGUGUCACUGCAGCUUAUUGCGAGUGUAUCGUCAAAGAUCACAUCUACCCGCCAGGCUUCAAAUGGGAAGAAGGUUGUGAGCAGUGCCAAUGCCUGAAUGGAAGAAAGCUUUGUUCUUCUGAAUGUCCACCACUUACCUGCCUGGAGGGUUAUGUAAAAGUUGAGGAACUUGGAAAAUGCUGUCCAGUCUGCAGGAAGGAAGUUCCUGAUAUCUCUCCGAGGUGCCAACAUUUCACCGAAAUUCAGAACAUAUCCAAGGGCCAGUGCCAUCUGACAAAUGUGGCAGUCAGUUCCUGCAGGGGAAGCUGUCUAUCCCAAGUUCACGUCAUUCCAGAGGAGCCUUACCUGCAGAGUAUCUGUGAUUGCUGCAGUUAUCGGCUUGAUCCUGAACGGCCAGUACAGUUCAUGAAUUUGCAAUGUGAUAAUGGAGAUGUGGAGCCUAUUGUUCUGCCCGUAAUUCUCAGCUGUGAAUGCAGCAGCUGUCAGGGUGGAGAUCUUUCUGGGCGUUGAUCUUUUCUGGGGACUGACCUAUGAUCCUGAUGACUGGUGGGAAACUCAAACUUAUUAACCAUGAGCGAGAUUUCUUUCUGAAAGUAUAUCUGAAGAACUGCAAGCACCAUAUGGAUUU
Molecule: messenger RNA, 17935 nt
Organism: Hemiscyllium ocellatum (epaulette shark)
Lineage: Eukaryota; Metazoa; Chordata; Chondrichthyes; Orectolobiformes; Hemiscylliidae
Gene: sspo
Product: SCO-spondin
Exons: 106
Coding region: 1-17817 (5938 amino acids)
Cellular component (GO): extracellular matrix
Molecular function (GO): protein binding
Source: RefSeq, a predicted model, not a curated record